AUGUCGCUCUAUCGGAGCUGGGAGAAGGCCUACGGACUCGAACCCGACUCCGUCUCCCCUCCGGAAAAGUUUGAGCUGCCCGCGAAUCUUCCGCCAGCUCCGCACCUGGAGGACUGCUCCGCGCGUACAGCCUUCCGCCUCUCCGCGGAGCAGAGGGGACAGGACGGAUCUGCGCCUAACUGGACCCGCCCCUCCAACUGCUGCAGCUGCAACCCGCAACCCCCUUGGGUCCGUGGGGACGAUUUGGCCAAUCUCGCGCUGACACGUGUCGCGCAGAGGGACAUCUGGGAGAGCCAGUUCCCUGCCACGUGCAAGGGCAGGCGAAUCCUGCUGGCGGAAUGGGUGGAUGGACCAAUACAAGGUCCAGGCCAGGCAGCAGCAGCAGGAGCAGCAGCAGCAGGAGGAGGAGGAGCAGCAGGAGGAGCAGCAGCAGAUUCUGGUGCAUUUGGCAUGGGAACGCAGAUUCAAGUCAUGUCUGCGUUUCUGAGCAUUGCUGUGCGGCACAACCGCACGCUGGUGGUGGCGCCAGGGACGUAUUCCAGAGCCAACAACUCUGCCUGCCAAGCCGCAAAUCACACGGGCGCAUGGGAGUGCUACUUCUUCCCAAUCUCAUCACAGGAGUGUGUAGACGAGGCUGUAGCGGCCGUAGCAGCCAAUCAGGCUACUUCGGCCAAUGGACCGGACAUGGAGGCUCGGCUGGCCUCGCCGGACCUGGUUGUUAGGUUCGCAGAUGCAAGGCACUUUGAGGACGUGGACGGGGCCAAGCGAUGGGGCACACCGUGGAGGGACCGACCAUCCACCGUUGAGGUGCAGGGGGUGCUGGAGGAGGCGGAUGAGAAGACGAUGCAGCAUCGGUGGUGGCACGCCCAGUCAGCACGCUUCCUCCUCCGCUGGCCAUCUGCACACCUCUGCCACGUCAUCAACCGCAUCCGCCACGUCAGCUACGGCCUGCGAUUGGCCGUGCACAUAUCUGACAUCAGCGCAGAAGAAUCUGACAUCAUCCAAUCCCUCGAAAAGGGCACCAGCCAAUCAGGAAAAGGCAUUCCAGAUUUCAACAUGACCAAAGAAGCAGAGUUUCUGAAGGGAAUCAACUUUGCUCCGCCGAACCUGGAGACUGACGUCUGGCCCGGGGAAGGCUUUGCUGGGUGUUUGGUUCGGGAUACGGACGGCGAAACGCCGGCCACGUUAGACAAAACAUUCAAGGGAGUGGGCGGGGAGGUGUUUAUAUUUCGACCAAUCGUGAGCGUACACGUGGCGCAUGGAGACGCUGUGCUGGAGGGAGGGGGGGUCCAGGGGGGAAGUUUCCCGGAAGGGGGGUCUCGGGUGAAGCUGAGGUCGCUAGGGGUGUACAUGUAUUUUGCGUAUCAGCUGCAGUUGCAUGUUCCGACCAUCAACCACGCUUGGUUAAGCACAGAUGCACAGUCGACGCUGGAGGAGGCAAAGCAACUGCGCGACUGGAGCUUCUUAUAUUCGGAGCACCCAUCACAGCAGGCAGCUGCGGUUGGUGGUGUGGCAGCUGAGAAUGGGGAUGGAACCUCUUCUCUCGCCUCGACAGAUGCAGCUGACGCAAGCAGCAGCUUCGUCCACGUAGACAGGAGCGCGAGUCUAGUCAGCAACAGCGUCAUCCGCAUAGGCAGCAGCAAACUAGAAAGCCAGGUGGAAUCAGCAGCAGACAGAAGACUGGCAGGAGCAGAAGUAAGUGUGGGGUUUCCAGGAGCAGAAGCAGACAGACAGCAAGGAAGAGCUGUAGCAGAAGCGGAUGGUGCGGGGUUAGUAGUAGCACCGGCAGGAGAAGGUGGAGUGGGAUUAGAACGAGCAGCGGCAGUCAGAUGGCGGGCGGAGAGGCAGUUAAUGAUCGCGUCGAGAGCAGCGGCAGCAGGGGGGUGGGUGGGGCCACUGGAAAGGCCGAGAGCGGCAGGAAACGUGAGCGUGUUUGAUUCGACUCAAAAGAACGUGGGCGUGAUCGUGGCAGGGAGUGUGCGUGCCAACAUAGCAGGGAACGUGGGUGUGCGCGCUGCUGCGUUGAGGAGCAGGAAGCUGGCGGCAGCAAAGCUACCUUCGCAGAAAGGCUUCGUGAGUAUAGACUGCGGCUACAUGGGUUCCGCUGGAGCGAGCAAUCUGGGCCUCACGUGGUUACCAGACACGGCAGCGCCAGGCGGUAGUGUGGCGGUGAUCACCCGCGUGCCGGAUAACCUGGUGGGGCAGGUCACGGUGGAGCAGACGCUGAGGGUGUUUGACGAUGCGAAACCGUCCAACUGCUACCAGAUUCCUCUCGUUGCCCCAGGUCGCUACCUGGUGCGCCUCACCUUCUGGUAUGGUAACUACGACAGCAAGAACAUGCCACCCGUUUUCAACGUCACAGUCGGCACCGCAUCGCUGGGGCAGUACACGCCAUCCAAUGACCAGAUUCUUGUGCUGGAGGUGAUAGUAACGGUGCCAGCGCGCACCAUGGCCAUCUGCCUCGUGCGUGUCUCCGCCGAUCCCAUCAUCAACGCCCUCGAGAUCCGCCCGCUCCCCGCCGGUGCUUAUAACGAGAGUGACUAUAGCGAUCAGCUGCUGCUCAACUACUGGAGGCUGUCCUGUGCUGGCGACUCGUGGCUUGUCGGUUCCUACCGGUAUCCAGACGACCCUUUGGAUAGGGUCUGGUACGCGGACAUGCCUCUCUUUGGUGACCCCACUCCCGGCACCUACACUUACAUCCCUGCAGCCGCCUCUGUGGCCGUCACCAGUAGCAGUGUGACCAUUCCCGCCAGCAUGAGCAGCAAUGCCGUGCCUCAGUUUGUGGUGCAGAAGGCGAGGACGACUAAGAGUGCGCAGGGGCUCACUUACAGCUUCUAUGGGCUGGCCCCUGGAAAAUACCAGCUCAAGGCAGAGGAAGGGAGCAGGGUGAAGGAGGUGGGGUUGGCUGGACUGGAGCUGUAUACUGUGGUGGAGCCAAAGGCUGCCGUGCCGAGGGAGCAGGUUCGUGCCCUGGCAUGCAUUAAAGCACAGAUGGGCAGGGCAGCAGCUUUGGAUAGCUGGACUGGCGACCCCUGCUACCCCAUUGUUUGGCCCGGAAUCAUUUGCAAGACCUCUCGCCAUCAGUCUUCAGUCAUCGGCCUGAAUCUAACCCACCUCAACAUCUCCGGUCCUUUCUCAGCCUGCAUCUCUGAGCUUUACACACUCCAGACUCUCUGGAUGGAUCACAACCAGCUUCAAGGCUCCAUCCCCUCGUCUAUUGGGAACCUCACGCAACUGCGAUCCAUCAAGCUCAACAACAACAAGCUGUCAGGGCCUGUCCCUGCUGCCCUUGCUGCUCUGCCCAACCUGCAAUACCUCGACCUGACCUCCAACAAUCUAUCCGGUCCCUUCCCUUUCAACAGCUCCAGCAACGUGCAGAUCGGUAUCUCAGGCAACAUUAACCUCUGCUCCCCAGAUGCAUCCUUCGGCCUCCCUCCCUGCAACAACACCAUCCCCCCCGCCCCCUCCUCCUCUCCAUCUGACACGUCAGCACAAGCUGCCACGUCACCAGCGGCCAUGAGCACAGCUGUCCUCAUGGCGCUCAUCCUAGGUGUCAUCAUCGGCGUGCUAUUGGUCCUCCUCGCCAGCUGGCUGCUGCUGAGGUGGCAGCAGCGGGUGGCAGGGAGAGGAGGCCUGGGGGGGAGGAGCGGUGCUGGUGGUGGCGGCGGUGGUGGUGUGGGGGGGGAUGGGUUGGGGCAGCAGCCGCCUGUGGUGGUGUAUGUGCAUGGGGAUACAGGCGCUGUGACUGUGCAAGCAGCAGGUAUGCGUCCCCCUCUCCUUCUUGUGAUGAAUUCUGAGUUGCCUAAACAAGCCAACUCUGCCGGUGCGACUCUCUACAUGCAGAGCAACCAGGUGCUCCUCUCGCCGAAGGCUGCUGCAGGCCUGGCCCCAGCAGCAGUAACGGCAGCAAUAAUAUUAACCAAGUCCCUCCUCCUCCCUCCCUGUCUCCCCAUUACCACCCCCUUCAGACUCUGCUGGAGCGACUCUCUACACACAGAGCAAGCAACUCUUCACUCUGCUGGGGCAACUCUCUACACACAGAUUAACCACCUCUCACCCAAGGCUGCUGCAGGCCUGACCCCAGCAGCAGCAACCGCAGCAAUAAAAGCAACCCUGUCCCUCCUUCUCCCUCCCUGUCUCCCCAUUACCACCCCCUUCAGACUCUGCCGGGGCGACUCUCUACACACAGACCAACCACCUCUCACCCAAGGCUUCUGCAGGGGUGUGUUACCAGACGGCCGAAUGGUAGCAGUGAAACGGAGAGAUGAUGAUUCACUGCAGGGAGACAGAGAGUUUGUGAAUGAGGUAGAUUUGCUCUCCCGAGCCUGCCAUCCGAACCUGGUGGAGCUGGUUGGGUACUGCAGGGAGGCUCGGCAGCACCUGUUGGUGUAUGAGUUCAUGCCGAACGGGACAGUGAGGGAGCACCUCUAUGAUCAAAUGGGGCAGCCGCUGGGGAGGCUGAGGUGGCUCACUCGCAUUCAGAUCGCACUCGGUGCUGCUAGAGCCAUCCAAUACCUACAUACUUGUCUUCACCCGCCCAUCAUUCAUCGUGACAUCAAGACGAGCAACAUCCUGCUGGACGGCCGGCUGAACGCGCGGGUGGCGGAUUUUGGACUGUCCCGGGUGGGCCCGCAGGACAAUAGGAGCCAUGUGUCUACUGUUGUUAAGGGCACAGCGGGGUACCUGGACCCUGAGUACUUCACCAUUCAGCAGCUCACAGAUCGCAGUGACGUGUUCAGCUUCGGUGUGGUGCUGCUGGAGCUGAUCUCGGGCCAGCAGCCCAUCGACCUCAACCGCCCACAGCAGCACUGGAGCAUCAUCGACUGGGCGCGAGAGCACCUUCAGCAGGGCAACAUCCGGGCAGUGGCAGACUCCACGCUAUUUCCUCAUGAAUGGGACGAGGAAGCCAUGUGGCGAGUGGCGGAGGUCGGCAUGGUGUGUGUCGAGCCCAAGUCCCUCAACCGCCCUCCGAUCACUGAAGUGGUGGCUGAGCUGGAGCAUGUGCUGGCACUGGAACAUUAG
Molecule: messenger RNA, 5022 nt
Organism: Closterium sp. Yama58-4
Lineage: Eukaryota; Viridiplantae; Streptophyta; Zygnematophyceae; Desmidiales; Closteriaceae
Source: the annotation of a GenBank genome assembly